ACCGGUAAACCAAAUAUUUCUAAAUUUGACGUAAACGGGAAUUACUUUUGUAUUUGAUCAUAAUUAGAAGGGGUGUAAAACCAAGAAAUGUAUGUCCGAAUCAAAGGGCUAACGUUGCAGUAAAUGUCCAAAAUGAAACGGCAAAUGCAAUUAGACUCCGAAUCAAGAAAACGUAAUCACACCACCCGAUUGCAUGCCUUCUUUCCCCAAACUAUAUUUUGGCAGAAAAUUCAGAUGAUAGUUAUCACAUACUUAUAGGGGAAUGGGGAGGAGGAGGACGGCGGCGGCUCUGAGCAAGGUUCUUGCAUGGGUGCGGCGGCGGUCGGCCAAAGUGAAGACGUUGCUGGUGGUGGCGUUUGCCCUCUGCGCUCUGCUAGCGCUUAAACUCCUGGUUAAGAAUCACGCCCACUUCUUCGUUGUCUCUGAAGCUGUACAUUUUGCUGGGAUUUUGGUCUUGAUUUAUAAGCUCACCACUCAUAAGACUUGCUCUGGCCUCUCAUUGAAGACACAAGAGCUCACAGCUAUAUUCUUAGCAGCAAGAUUAUGCUGCAGUUACUCUAUGGAGAAUAACAUUCACACCUUUCUCGAUUUCUUGACGCUCAUGUCAACUUUGUGGGUCAUAUACACGAUAAGGUUCAAGUUAAAGUCAACCUACGUCGCAGAGCUAGACAAUAUGCCCUUGUAUUAUGUGGCUGUCCCAUCUGCGAUUCUAGCCGUACUCAUCCAUCCUUACACACACCAUGCACGUCUUGCUCGAAUCCUUUGGGCGUUUGCUCUGUACUUGGAAUCCGUCUCUGUGCUGCCGCAACUUAGGAUGAUACAGAAUACAAAGAUGAUUGAACCGUUUACAGCCCAUUACGUGUUUGCACUCGGUGUUGCAAGAUUCUUGGGUUGUGCUCAUUGGAUCAUUCAGGUCUAUGAUUCUGCUGGAAAGUACUUGUUCCUUGUCGGAGCCGGAUACAUUUGGCUUCCUAUGGUCCUGCUGGCUGAAAUCGUCCAAACGUUCAUCUUGGCUGACUUCUGUUACUAUUAUGUGAAAAGUGUCGUGAAUGGUCAACUUAUAGUCAGCCUGCCUUCGCCCGUGUAAGAAUAUAUAUUCGUCAGAAUGGGAGAUUGUACGAUUGUUUUUCAAACUCUUUGAUUGUCCUGAACGAUAAUAGGAUGAAUUGGGUUUGGUUGGAACGAGUUGCCCUGUGAUUUUGCAGUGAACUAUAAAGUAAGACAUCAUAUAUGUGUUGAAUACUAACGAUGCAAGAGAUGCUUGAUAUGUCAUUAC
Sesamum indicum (sesame) is the source of this 1276-nucleotide messenger RNA. RefSeq lists its product as uncharacterized. Lineage: Eukaryota; Viridiplantae; Streptophyta; Magnoliopsida; Lamiales; Pedaliaceae. Gene Ontology annotation, cellular component: membrane. Gene Ontology annotation, biological process: protein retention in ER lumen. Gene Ontology annotation, molecular function: ER lumen protein retrieval receptor activity. The record is from RefSeq and is a predicted model, not a curated record.